UGCAGUCUGAAAUUUAAUGUAUUAAUAUUCCAUGACAAAUUAGCAUUUGCAAAUGAUAGAGCUACAAACAUAACAAUAGGUACAUAGCCACAAUCAUGGGUUGGAUACAAUGAGGCAGCAAUAAGUUACUCCUCAUUCACUUUGCUAAUAAAGCAUAUGGGUGGUUACCAUCAAGCAAUCAAAGAGGGAAUAUAGGGAAUCCACUAAUGACAAAACUUUUAGAACAUCUAUUCUUUUUCGGAUGUUAUUCUACAUACUAUCCGGUGUCAUCUACCAGAAUAAACCAGCUGAAGCUAAUAUAAAUAGACCUUCUCUAGAGCUUGAGUUCAACAGAGCAAAACAAAAACAAUUUCAAGCCAAUUGUACCAUUAGUUAAGAGUUUACCAACUCUUACUCCUUUUAAAUACUCAUAUUUUGUAGCAAUGGACUUGCUGGCAACUUUGACUGCUGACAAGCCAGUGGUGAUCUUCAGCAAGAGCACUUGUGCCAUUAGCCAUUCUGUGAAAGCUCUCAUAUGCAGCUUUGGUGCCAACCCUACGGUUAUCGAGAUUGACAAAAUGACAAAUGGUCAGCAAAUAGAGAGGGCACUGAUUCAGGUUGGUUGCCGCCCAACUGUACCAGCAGUGUUCAUUGGACAACAACUUAUAGGUGGUGCUGACGAAGUCAUAUGCCUCAACGUCCAAAACAGGCUUGCCCAGUUGCUUUUGAGGGCUAGAGCUAUAUUUAUCUGGAGUUCAUAGCCAUGCAAUGCAAAAUCACCUCAGAGGAUCAAACAAGAGGCUCUAAUCUUCUUAAAGCUAAUAAUAUUACUACAUAGUUCCUAGCUAUGACUACUAUAUAUCAGAAGGUUUAGUAACAGAGCUUCUAGUCUGUUUGUACUCUUAAUUCUUCGUUUCUUGUUCUGGUGCACUAUGUCAUUCUCAAUUUUUGUAUAAUGUAAGUCAAGCCUAUGCUAGACAUGACUGUCAGCCAUGGCAUGCACGUGUUAUCAAAUGCAACUAUGCAAGGCUCAGUUAUAAAAUGAAAUAUAUUCUGAUUUUCAUAAAAA
Glycine soja is the source of this 1048-nucleotide messenger RNA. Its product is annotated as monothiol glutaredoxin-S1-like. The record is from RefSeq and is a predicted model, not a curated record. Bases 423 to 740 code for a protein of 105 amino acids. Lineage: Eukaryota; Viridiplantae; Streptophyta; Magnoliopsida; Fabales; Fabaceae. The transcript has a single exon.